GUCAGAUCUCAAAUGUCAAUAAUUAAUGAUUGUUUUCGACUUUCGUUGCCGUUGCUAUUAUUUAUCACACGUGCUUUGUGUAGGAAAAUAUUGUAAUUUUUCUUCUAGUCAGGUGUGUAAAACUCGAAAAUGAAAAUAACUCGAUACAAGAAAGUGCAGAAGUACCUCAAGUUUUAUUAUAACAACUUCGGUUUCCAUGAACCAUACCAAGUUCUAAUAGAUGGCACGUUCUGUUUUGCUGCAUUUAAAGAGCAGAUCAACAUACGCGAGCAAAUACCCAAGUAUCUAAAUGCACAAGCAAAACUCCUCACAACUAGAUGUAUAAUAAUAGAAACUGAAAAAAUAUCAAAAAAGGCUCAUGCAGCACUGACUAUAUUGAAACAGUUUGGUAUACAUGAAUGUGGCCAUAAAGAGCCAAUCUCUGGAUCUAACUGCAUAUUGUCUAUGAUUGGAAAACGUAAUGACAAACACUACAUAUUGGCUUCGCAAGACCGGGACCUACAAGAAAAGUUUAGGCAGAAAGCAGGUGUUCCUCUCUUAUAUCUCCAUAGCAAGGCUCCUACAUUAGAGAAACCAUCAAAACUAAGCUACGAAAAGGCGGGAAGAACAUUAGAAGCCAAUGAGUUCAUGUUCAUAUCUGAAACUCAAAAUGAAGCCCUUAAAACUAUGAAAAAGGCUCUUGGAGUUGAGGAAAAGGAAGUAGAAACUAAACAGGUGGUUAAAAAGAAGAAACCUCACAACCCUAAUCCAUUGUCUUGUAAGAAAAAGAAGAAAAAGCCAGGACAAAUUCCUAAAAAAGAGAAUGUGGGUGAGGGAAAAGUUAGAAAAAGAAAAAAGAAUAAAUUGCCCAAACAUGUUAAAGAGCAAUUGAAGAGUGUAGUCAGUUCUAAUUAAUGGUUAUUUUGUUUUAAUAAAAUUUUAUUUAUAAGUAAA
Molecule: messenger RNA, 933 nt
Organism: Manduca sexta (tobacco hornworm)
Lineage: Eukaryota; Metazoa; Arthropoda; Insecta; Lepidoptera; Sphingidae
Product: rRNA-processing protein UTP23 homolog
Exons: 2
Coding region: 130-894 (254 amino acids)
Cellular component (GO): nucleolus; small-subunit processome
Molecular function (GO): small ribosomal subunit rRNA binding
Source: RefSeq, a predicted model, not a curated record